AAACUCCCAGCUGUCGUAAGAGCAUUUGUGUACUCUUGAUCAAUCAUUCACUGUGGUUGGUCAAGAGUGCAGUGGUAGAACUCCCCAGAGGAUCACAACAGCUGUUUUCUGAUGUGGCAUUUUAAUCCUACGGAAUAGCUACUCAUUUUCAGCAUGGGGGUAUUUUUUCAUUUACUCCUGGGUUUAUGUGCACUGCAUCUGUUCAUCAAUUUUAGUAGAACUGUGGAUGCAUCCAGGAGGCCAUGGACAACUGAUGAUAAAAGGGGGGCUCGGACGAGAAUGGCCAGAAAUGUAAACAGACCAACACCGGUCAACUGUAUGCUGGGGAGCUGGUCAUCUUGGACUCCUUGUAACUCCUGCACAGACAACAAGUUCCGUUUCCGAUACCUGGAGAAACCCUCACAGUUUGGAGGCACAGCGUGCAUUGACACAUUGUGGGAGAGGCUGGCAUGUCCAACAGCGACCACACAGUGUCUGGUGCCAGAUUACUGUGGAGAGGGCUUCACCUGCAAAGAAUCAGGGCGCUGUAUCAGCCAGUCGCUUCGCUGUAACGGAGAGUCAGACUGUGAGGAUUUUUCUGAUGAAGAGGACUGUGAAAAUGUCAACCAGAGAGACGACAAGUGUUCCACCCUCCUGCCAAUCCCUGGUGCUGAGCGCGGGACUCAGGGCUUCAAUGUCUUGACUGGAGACUUUGUGGAUCAUGUACUUGACCCAAAGUACUUUGGAGGAAAGUGUGAAUAUGUCUAUAAUGGUGAAUGGAGGAAAUUCACCUAUGACUCAUUCUGUGAGAACCUGCACUACAAUGAGGAUGAUAAAAACUACCGGAAGCCUUACAACUACCAUAACUACCAGUUUGUGGCUCAAGCUACAUCAGAGGGCUCCCAUGAGUACUUUGAAAGUAUGGUGAGCCUGCUGAACGCAAGGAAAACUUUGGGUUCUUUCAAUGCUGGUUUCACAAUCGGGGUCAGUGAUGUGAAAGUGGGAGUGAGUGGAAGUCAUGAGGCUCAGUUUUUCUCGAACAUAACGCAGUUUACAAGCCAGGACCUAGGGUUUGUUAGGCUUUGGUCCAAAGUGCAAACAGCCCACUUCAAGAUGAGAACCAAUAAGUUGAUGCUUCAUGAAGAUUUCUAUGUUUCACUCAUGGAGCUCCCUGAACAGUAUGACUUUGGGAUGUACUCCCGCUUCUUCAACACAUUUGGCACCCACUACGUCACAGAGGGAACUAUGGGAGGAACCCUUGAAUAUGUCGUGGUUAUCAACAAAACAUCCCUGGCAGAAUCAAAGUAUGAGGGUAAAGAAGCUGGUAAAUGCAUUGGUGCAUCUAUUGGUAUAAGCAGUUCACUUGGCACCUUCGGGACACUAAGUCUCACAUUGGGUAUGAAUCUAUGCAGCAAAAAAGAAAUGCAGAGUCAAGAACAGGACUCUACUUCAGUUAUGAUUGAGGACAUUGUUACUCUAGUGAAGGGAGGAAUAACAUACAGCGACAGUGGCCUGUUGGUUAUCAGGAAUCCGGACACCUACAGGAAGUGGGGAGCAAGUCUCAAAUACAACCCAACACUCAUCGAAUAUGAGACCAUGCCAAUCUACGAGCUAGUGCGCCUCAGCACAGUCGCUGACCGUGUAGGUGCGAGACUGGCCAACUUACAGAGGGGCUGGGAUGAGUAUCUACAGCGGUUUGACUCCUGUAACUGCGCCCCCUGCAGGCACAAUGGGAUCCCUGUCCUCACGGGUACCUCCUGUAAAUGCAUCUGUAUGUCCGGCUACCAUGGAGAGGCCUGUGAAGAGACUCUCAGAACAGACACCAAGACAGAUGGGUCGUGGUCGUGCUGGGGGGCCUGGUCAUCCUGUACGUCGGGGAAGAAGACUCGGGCAAGAACAUGUGAUAAUCCCCCACCUGAUGGGGGAGGAGCAAACUGCCUGGGCUCCUCCUCUCAGACUGGACGCUGUUGAAUUGAAGUUCGUCCCAGAUUUCUGGGUAAAGAUGCUGCUCAGUGCUAAUUGAGCGUAAGGGUUUUUACAUCAAUAACAACUGCUCUUACAGAAUUGUUUUAUAAAUGUCAGAGCCCUCAAAAUUCAAAUGACAUCUGCCCUUCUCAGGUCACACUGUGUGACAUGCUCUACAUCAAAGUCAAAAUAAA
Molecule: messenger RNA, 2138 nt
Organism: Xiphias gladius (swordfish)
Lineage: Eukaryota; Metazoa; Chordata; Actinopteri; Istiophoriformes; Xiphiidae
Gene: c8a
Product: complement component 8, alpha polypeptide
Exons: 11
Coding region: 154-1950 (598 amino acids)
Biological process (GO): immune response
Cellular component (GO): membrane attack complex
Molecular function (GO): protein binding
Source: RefSeq, a predicted model, not a curated record